CACACACACACCACACACACACACACACACACAUACACACACACCACUACAGUAUAUCAGCGAGUGACUAGCGGAGAGCCAGAGGGGAGUGCAGAAAUGAAUGUGAAGAUCCUGACGCUGGUGAUUGUGCUCUUGGUGUCUCUGCUGUGUUCUGCCAGUGCUGGUCCCAUGGCCUCCACGGAGCAUGGCAGAGAGCUGGAAGAGGCGGCUACGGUGAGAAAGCUGGUCCAGCAAAGCCCAGCGAGGGGUGGUCAGACUCACAGACCAGCCGGCUGGAAGAGGAGACGCCCACGGCCCCGUCUUUCCCACAAGGGGCCCAUGCCGUUCUAAAACAAGGCACUGCUUUGAGCGCCCUCCCCCAGGUUCUGAUUUCUAUGCUCUUCCUUUGCCUUGGGGGGCCUUGCAACGAAGGGCCUAUGCUUGCCCAGCCUGAAGAGUGAUGUCCAUAGCACCUGCUGGUUCUUCAAGCAACUCUGUCCACAAAAAAUCAGGACAAGCCGCUCACCCUCAGCUCUAAGAGGAAUUGUGGGGCAGGGAAGGGGGGUGGGGGGUAUUGAGCCCAAGCUACCAGAUUCUAUUUCUCUGUCUCUCUCUCUCUCUCUUUCUCUCUCUCUCUCACUCCCUCACUACUUAUCUAUCUCUGUCUUCUCCCAAGUGUUUUUUUUUUUAUCAUUUGCUUAAUAGAGCCCAAUCAUAGCCAUCUCCCUGAGUGUCUCACACACUUUGCAUGACAUGUGGUGGAGAGGGAGCCCGGUCAAAACAAUCUGAGUCUUAAAGCAUCUGUCCCUUCUCCAUGGUGUGCUAUUCCCAUCUCUCAGAUUCAAGGUUAUUGCAGUCGCUAAUUCCAUUGCUGUGUAGCUACUUCUGGCUUUACUAGUGGGAGAGGGUGCUGAUUGUGCAGAAGGGCAGUGGCAGUUUCAAAAGUUGACGACAUCAACUAAUACCAAGUUCACUCAUGACCCUCUUACCUGCCUACUGCAAAAAAGAAAUCCGUGGUUUUCCUUUUCAAACGGAGGUGCAAUAGCAUUACCAUCUUUAGUGACAUUAUCGCCUUCGCUUAAUUACCAUUGUCAAUGGUGCUUUGUACUUCCUAAUUACAGUACGUCCACAGGUGAAGUGAAGUAAAAUUGGCCUGAAAAGAGAGCACAUCCUGUCACAACAAUCUGCUUUAAGUGACAGAAUCAUUCCUUCAUUUAGGAGAAUCUUUAAUCCAAAGCUAUUUUGGUGUUUCUGAACUCAUUAACACCUUGGGGUUUAACAAUGCGCUCAAGGUUGCUGUCACAGUUGCCCACCUUGGAUGAGCCCUUUGACCUCAAAUCCCAAUCCCAAUCCUGUCCCCAAUCCCCAGCCUUCUCACAACACUGCUGCUCUGUGCAGCUGCUCUACACGACUGUUAACUGGCAGGGGUGGUCUGCUCCAGCGACAGACUGCCUUGCCUUUUAAUGAAGUGCCAAAUAAUAACUUAUUCCACAAUGCUGCCAGGAAUGAAAGAACGAAAGGAAGGGAGAAAUGAGAAACACAUUACCUCUUGUCUGAAGUCUUGAUACACUGACACAUUAUGCAUUAUAAAUUUCUGCAAGGAGAAACAAAUCCCAUGUAAGACAAAGGUAGCGAGGAGGACAGUCAAAUUAGACCAAAAACAGUUUCAAAGCAAACAUCUGUCAAGCUCAGUAAAUAUGCCACCAUGUUCAGCCUACCGGUAGUGCUCUAGUUGUCUUACUGUCUAGCAUAAGGCUGGUUUGACCCUUUGACCAAGAUCUUUCACUGACGGAACGCUAUGCCUCUCCGUCGUACUGGAAUAUAUUACUGUUUAUGUUUAUGUUCAAUUUUUUUUCUAAGUUUAAGCAGUUUUAUUUCUUUUUUUCUCAGGGUGCUGUGAUAGAAGCCUGUACCAGAGCAGUCUAUUUUGCGCAUUUAUUUAACAAUAAACACGAACAUACAGUACAUUUAUAGCUUAUAUGAGCAUAUUUUCAUAUACUGUAUCUUUAAUCUCCCUCUAUGUAUUCACCAGUAUAGCCAUGUAUCCAGAUUCAGCCCUUGCUAGUCAUCCUUCGAUCCCCAUGUUGGGUACAGUUGCCUUUCUCGCCUGCCCUUCCACAGCACAGGUGGUCGUGGCUUUGAUCACUACGCUCAUUAAAUCCCAUGGUUAAUCUUUCUCAGAUGGAUCUCCCCAAGGCUGGCUGAGGCCACUUACAGUCUGAGCUUAUUGUCAAAUUGGCUUAGAUUGAAACCACACCCUUCCCCCCUUUCCAAUCCCCAACCCCCUGCUGAUUUCAGUGUAUAACCAUGUAACAUAUUAGUUACCUGUAGAGCGGCCACCCUCCAGUCCCCAGUUCUGUAUUAGGGACGUGGAGCAAUAUCAAGACAUUUCCUUUCAGUCGGCCUUUAAGUGAAGAUCUGAUUUCCGCUACGGCAUAUUCCACCAUAAACCAAUCAGUAAACACCCAUAAUCGAGUCGGUUUUGACCAAAUACGCAACUGGCGGGUUAACCUAGUUUUCCAAUAUAUUUUCCCUCUUGCCAUGUCUCAUGCAAAUAUUAUAAUAAAAAGCAGAGUCUUCUCAGCCCCACCAUGAGAAGCUUUUAUUAAGAGAGCAUCUAAAAUCACAGUGGUAAUCCACCCAGCCAAGCUCACCUUGAUUAAAAAUGUAUUAAAUCCUAGGGCACUGUGAAGAGUAAUAAUUUCAGUUCCACCAUUAUUAUUUCAUACCCUCUCAGACAGAGAUGUAGAUUUCAUUAAUGCUCCUCGGGAAUGAGACAGCUUUGCUUAGGGUGUCUCAUGUAUUAUUGGGGAAGAUAGUAGGAGGAUAUGAGCUGGGGAUGGAAGCUCUAAGCUGCAGGAGCUGGGAUGCUGGAGUAGACUGGGUCACGACAAGGGGUUCAAAUCGAUAUUUCCCCAUCUCAGAAGUUAUUGUUAGGGAGCCGAGCAACGUCUGUAUCCGCACUGUUCUUCAUGAAUGUAUCCUCACCAUCUGCACCAGCCAUGCUGCCCUUUCAGAGACCAGAGCAAACCAAUGUUUAUGUUAGAGCACCAUUUGAAUCUUGGUUUGGUUAUCGGAUGAGUCCAAAAAAACAAAGCCAAAUAUCCCGUGAUCCAAAGCCUCCAAUAUCAGCAAACCCCAACAAUAGACGUGGCUUUGCUCCAAGACUUCUCUGUAUGGGUUCGCAAGGCUGCACUUUUUGCAAUUCCAUUAUGCUGCUGGAAAAAUAAACCCUGAAAACAAGAGUCUCUUGGUAUGGAAUGGUUUUCCAGUGUAUUGUGACAAUUUUUUUUUUUUUUUUUUUUUGUCUGAUUCUUGUCUAGCUGGUUGUCCAAAGCUUACUUUUUGAAUACAGUGUGAAAAGCUGUAUCUUUUGUGGAUGUAACAAAAUAGAAAAGUAGUCUGCAGCACAAUAAUGUCGUGGACACGUGAAAGCUUUUCUUGUAGAUCAUAGCCCACAGCCCUCCCCUGCACAUCAGGUUAAUGGGCCUUGUGGUGUGGAAGGACAAGCACGUCCAGGCUCAAACUGAAAUGGUAAACCAAUACAUUAUGCUCGGGGAGCCAAACCAUUUUCCUUAAUGGUCUUUUCCAGCAAGGCUUACACAAGAGAAACAAUUCCUAUCCUCUCAUUGUUUCCUCUCCAGUUCCUCUUCUCUGUUACCAUCACAAGGCCUGAGUAAUGUUCCUAUGCACUUGUUAGCAUGUUUUUCCUGGUAGAAAAAAAUGUUUCUUCUGAGAACUUACCCCCUCUUUGUGUUUUAGUUCUUUUUGUCCAAAUGCAUUUGGCUGGGAGUGUGUAAGGAGUGGGGAAUGAGCAGAGAGAUAGGUUUGUGUUACUGGUGGAGACAUGAACAAGCUAGCAGCUGGUUAGCGUGCAGCCAGCAAGGUUAUAAAAUAUUAGCUUAGCCAUCGGUCGCUGUUUCCCACUAGCUGUAGACAGUACACCAACAAAAGAA
Molecule: messenger RNA, 3935 nt
Organism: Myripristis murdjan (pinecone soldierfish)
Lineage: Eukaryota; Metazoa; Chordata; Actinopteri; Holocentriformes; Holocentridae
Gene: apln
Product: apelin
Exons: 3
Coding region: 97-330 (77 amino acids)
Biological process (GO): signal transduction
Molecular function (GO): apelin receptor binding; hormone activity
Source: RefSeq, a predicted model, not a curated record